CUGGCAGCGACGCGUAGUUUUGGCCACCUGGAUGAUAGUAGCCUUUGUGCUUGUGAGGAGUUACGCAAGCAACCUCAUGUCAGUGUUGGCAGUGCGUUAUAUCCAGCAGCCUUACCAAAGCCUGAGGAACGUGCUGGACGAUCCUGGCGUCACCAUGAUCUGGCAGACCAACUCCAGUAGAGUACAAUACUUUCGUUCCGUGAAAUCUGGGAUCUUCCGGGAAGUUGCUGAGAGGGAGAAAGCUGGUGGCAUCAAAUUCCAAUUGCUUCACGAAUUUUGGGGAAGCAUGAACACUUUUCUGCGCAAGGGAUACUACGUUCUAAUUGCUGUUGAGAUCAUGACACGGUUCUUGAUUAGUCAUGAUUUCACAAAGAGAGGUCAAUGUGACUUUUACACUGCAAAGGAACGUCUUCUGCCAGUUUUCUUGUCCGGUGUGGGCAAAAAAGGAAAUCCAAUUGUACCCCACCUCAACAAAAGAAUCAUAUCGAUGCAGGAGUCAGGGCUGUAUGAUUUGUGGAUUGAAAUGAGUAUACCCAACUCCACAUCUUGCACCCAGACACCGUCCCGUAUCACCAAGAGUUCAUCCCUCUCCCUGCCUCACCUGUGGGGCGUGAUGGUGGUGUUGGCUGGCAGUCACGGGGCGGGACUGCUGCUGCUCGUCUGGGAGGUGAAAUAUCCGCCUCCCACACCCUCUUAGAACAAAAUAAUAAUAACAAUAACAAUAAAAAUAAUAAUAAUAAUAAUAAUAAUAAUAAUAAUAAUAAUAAU
Portunus trituberculatus (swimming crab) is the source of this 768-nucleotide messenger RNA. RefSeq lists its product as uncharacterized. The transcript is spliced from 5 exons. NCBI's taxonomy places the organism in Eukaryota, Metazoa, Arthropoda, Malacostraca, Decapoda, Portunidae. Bases 32 to 697 code for a protein of 221 amino acids. The record is from RefSeq and is a predicted model, not a curated record.